Messenger RNA from Oncorhynchus masou masou (cherry salmon), 2388 nucleotides. Its product is annotated as adaptin ear-binding coat-associated protein 1-like. Gene Ontology annotation, cellular component: membrane; clathrin vesicle coat. The coding region runs from base 9 to 920 and encodes 303 amino acids. The record is from RefSeq and is a predicted model, not a curated record. Lineage: Eukaryota; Metazoa; Chordata; Actinopteri; Salmoniformes; Salmonidae. The transcript has 8 exons. Gene Ontology annotation, biological process: endocytosis.
AAGUCAAGAUGGCGACCGAGGGCGAAUACGAGUCGAUCCUGUGUGUAAAACCUGACGUCAACGUUUACCGAAUCCCGCCGCGGGCAUCGAACCGGGGAGUCAGGGCUGCGGAUUGGAAGCUGGACGCCCCUGAUUGGACAGGCCGCAUGAGAGUGACGGCUCGGGGAAAAGUGGCUUUCAUCAAACUUGAGGACAAGAUCUCUGGGGAGCUGUUUGCACAGGCACCAGUGGACGAGUACCCUGGCAUCGCCAUAGAAACCGUCAGUGACUCCAGUCGUUACUUUGUGCUUCGGAUCCAGGAUGAGAGUGGUCGCAGUGCGUUCAUAGGCAUCGGGUUCGGGGACAGAGGAGACUCGUUUGACUUCAACGUGGCACUGCAGGACCACUUCAAGUGGGUGAAACAGGAGCUUGAGAUCAGUAAGCAGUCUCAGACUCCAGACAACACUCCUAAACUGGACCUGGGUUUCAAAGAAGGACAGACCAUCACUCUCAAUAUCGGGCAAGGCAGAAAGAGAGACAAGUCCCGCCCCCAGAGCGCUGGUGGCUUUGGGCUCCUCCCUCCUCCCCCUGGCGGUGGUGGUGCCAAGAUAGCCCCUCCCCCCAUGUCAAGCUCCUCCAAUGACAACGAAGGUUUAUUCUCAGGGGGAGACUUAUUCUCUGCGGGAAGUGACUCGUUUUCAGGGGGUAGUGACACAUUUUCAGGAGGAAACAACACAUUCUCAGCAGGAAGUGACAUGUUCUCAGGGGGAAGUAACACAGGCUGUUUGUUAGACCUGGACAGCAGUAACUCCAACUCUGUGGUGCAGCCGAACCCCAACCCUGCAGGUGGCUCGGACAUGUGGGGAGACUUCUCUGCCCCAGAAAAGUCAAUGUCUCCUCUCUCCAACGAUGAUGGUUCCACCAACUGGCAGCAGUUCUGAGGUCGUCCCACAAUCCCUUUCACUUGACCUUCACCUGACCUUUAACCCCUGACUAGAGGAGGAUUCCAGCAGAACACUGUUUAUUACCACCUCAACCUCAGUGUACUCUCUCUCUCUCUCUCUCUCUCUUUUUCUCUCUCUCUCUUCCCCCUCUCUUUAUUUUUCUCUCUCUCACCCCUCCCCUACUCUCUUCACCCCUCUCCUGGCUUCCUCUCCUUACCAUCCUCUCCCUCUACAUCUUUCCCUCUCAGCCCCAACUCUACACUCCGUCCCCCUCUGUCCCCCUUUUCUUGCCCUCUCCCUCUGUCUAUCUAUUGCAACAGAGUAUUUAUUUAUUACUGAGGGAAAAGACUGAGGGCAAAUCUCUCUAAAUGGAAGAUGGUACAGAAAGGAAUGAUGGUGACUCACACUAAUAUAGUCUUGAUAAAUAAAUUAAUUAAUUAAUGUAUGUACAUAAUAUAUUAUUGUAAAUGCAUAUAGUGUCAGUAGUUUGUCAUUCCCAUUGUUGUUGUGGUAGUGUUGUAGCUCAUUUUCCUUUAUAAUCUCCAGUACAACUGGAACUAUCACCUGAAAUAACUGAUUUACAGGAUGCAUUAGUAUAUGACCAAGUUUUCUUAUAUCUGAUCCAAGGUCAGUUUAGCUUUUUCCUCUUAAUUGCUAAGGUUAGGCCACGGUGAGUCUGGAGCUGCGCUUUGGAGCCGCUUCUGCUUUGAGUGGACACUGAUCUACUGUAAGUUUACACAGCAGCCAUGCUGUUUGGCGCCCCUUAGUGGACUAUUGCGAUCCUACAACCACAGUUUGACAGGGAGAGUUGUGAGAUGCACAGCAGCAGCUGCUGUGGACAUGAUCACUGCUGGGGAUGGGCACUUGUCUGGGUCACUUGACUGCAUUGUUUUAACAGGAGGCUAGUGUUAGUUGGUCAAUUAACACAGAAAUGGAGGGAAAGAGAGCAAACAAAGUGUGCUGAUUGAGGGAAGGGAAAGAUGGGUGAGGUCUGAAGAGGGAUGGAGGGUGAGGAAGGGGUUAAACCCAUAGGGUGAUAGACAGGCCUGAUUUAGGCCUAGUGAUGUAAUCAACAGUCCCUAGGGGUUUCUGGGUAAUGAUGACUAAUUUAGGUCACGGCUUUUGCCCUGCUGGAUGAGUAGCCCUGUGUGUGUACAUACAACUGUCUGUCUGUCUGUCUGUCUGUCUGUCUGUCUGUCUGUCUGUCUGUCUGUCUGUAUUCUAUACGUUGAACCCUGGAACUAACGUAACUCUGUCAAUUCAGACAGACUAUUCCAUUCCUUGUGAGAUGCAGUGUUUUACUUUACUGUUGUGUUGUUAUUGUGAGAGAAAGGAGGGAUAAAGGGAUAGAGGGAUGGAUGGAGGGAGGGAUAAAGGAUGGAGGGAGGGAUAGAGGGAGGGAUAAAGGAUGGAGGGAGGGAUAAAGGAUGGAGGGAGGGACAGAUGAAUGGAUAGAGGGAGGGAU